UAUAUAAUCGAUCUGUAGUCUGAAAGUGUGGGGCUUUGGGAGGAUAAAGAAAUGGUGGAUGUUGAAAUAGUUUGUUGUAUGUGUGGUGACGUUGGCUUCCCUGAUAAGAUUUUCCGAUGUAUCAACUGCCACAACCGCUUCCAACACUCGUAUUGUAGCAACUACUACAACGAAUCAUCGGAUCCGCCGGAGAUCUGUGAUUGGUGCCAAACCGACGAGAUUCGAAGCUCCAAACAUGGCGGUUCUUCCAAGAAACCUGCCGGAGUGAGCAGCAGCCGGUCUGAGUAUUCCGGUGACAAGAUGAUCAAGCAACAUGACCGUGAAGAGGGACCGGAAAAAGGGAAGUCGUCCACCGGAGCUCCUUCUCCUAGGACUACUCGAAGGUACAAGCUACUUAAGGAUGUCAUGUGCUAGAAAUAAAGAAAAUUAAUAUUUUGUAUAAAUCUAAACAAAAAAUGACAAAAAAAUAAAAUAGUGUGCCAAAUAUAAGGCUUUUUGUUCCUUGUAUUAUACUAUAUUUUAUAAUUUGUGGUGUUGGAAU
Messenger RNA from Cynara cardunculus var. scolymus (artichoke), 541 nucleotides. RefSeq lists its product as uncharacterized. The transcript is spliced from 2 exons. The record is from RefSeq and is a predicted model, not a curated record. Lineage: Eukaryota; Viridiplantae; Streptophyta; Magnoliopsida; Asterales; Asteraceae. The coding region runs from base 52 to 414 and encodes 120 amino acids.